CAGAUGGGCAACAUGCCAAUGACCCCUGCAAUCACUGAUCUGACACGUCAUGGAUCAUCUUCCUCUCCAUCGACUACAAACUCAGACCCACCAUAUUCGCCAGAAGGCCUUCAAAACUUUGGCCUCGGAACCCAACGUUUGAACCAAGGAGUGAUCCCGAACUGUGAGGUCCCGCCACAAAUGAUGAAUCGUCAAUUCAACCAAAACAUGGCGCAGAACACCUCUCCAAACCCUCCACAAAUGGUGCCACCGUCCUAUCAUAACCAAAACCAGAGCCAGCAACCGACACCGAACAGCUAUGUCCAAUCCAUUUCUCCGGAAGCUGGUGAUGGACAAGGGUUUGCACAGAGCAAUCUGUACAACGCGUUGAAUGUGUCUAGCGAUGAUAGUAUCAAUGGAGCCGAUGAGAUGCCUAAUCGCAAGCGUCCACGCGUUGAUCCAUCAAACAUGGAUCCAAGCUACAUUCUCAAUGCCGCACUCUCUGGAAAGAUUCCUGGGGAGCUUCUGGAUGAGGGUGGUCAGCCGAGCAUCAAAUUUUACAAGUUCAAUGAGGAACAGUGGUGUCCAAUGUGCGACGCGAACGGAGACGAACUGGGACGUCUUCAAGUUCAAGUGCUCGCCGAUAAAGGAUUCAACUACUCGACGAAUGACAAUUGCUUUGUGAAUCAGAAGAAGAAUCACUUCCAGGUUACUGUCAAAAUUGAGGCCAUCGAUCCAUCACCACCGCAAUGCUUUCGUAUCAAUGGAACAUGCUUCCCGAUUGAGAACUUCCAGUUGUCAUUUAUGGGUGUCAAAUCUGAGCACCAAACUUCGGAAAUCGCCAUCCGUCAAUCCACCACUGAGCGAAAACCGAUUCUUCACACUCCUGUGCAAUUCAAAAUCGUCGAACGCCGAAUGACAAUUGUCACCGUUCCUCGUCUACACUUCUCGGAGACCACACUGAACAACCAGCGAAAGAAUCUACGGCCGAAUCCAGACCAGAAGUAUUUCAAUUUGAUUGUCCGUCUCUACGCGACUGCUCCAUGUGGAACAAGCGUGCUCAUGAUGGCAUUCUCGUCGGAGCGUGUUAUUGUUCGCGCAACCAAUCCUGGAUCAUUCGAGCCACCAGAGAUGGUGGAUGCCAGUUGGAACAAGAAUGGAGGAGUAUUGAGUACCACUGGCCCAGUUGUUGUUGGAAAAUCCGAACCGCGUGCUCAGCUUACUGUAGAUGGAGACAUCUACUCCAGUGGUAGAGUGAUGUGUCCAUCGGAUAUUCGCUUGAAAGACAACAUCACCGAGAAAGAAGCCAAAGAGGCUUUGGAGAAUCUUCAAAAGUUGAGAAUUGUCGAUUACUUCUACAAACCAGAAGUUGCUGAUAAAUGGGGACUCAGUGAAGAUCAACGAAAGCGUACAGGAGUGAUUGCUCAGGAGUUGGCAGAAGUGAUUCCAGACGCGGUUAAGGAUCUUGGAGACUACUUGACUGUCAACGAGUCUCGUGUGUUCUACGAAACAGUUCUUGCCACUCAAGAGCUUUGCCGUCUCGCCGGAGACUUGGAUCAGAAAAUCGACGACAAGGUAGCAGAGAUCUCAAAACGUCUGAGCGACUAUGCCGCCAAAAAGAAGUUGCUCAAUUCGGUGGCAUCUAAUCUAAACUCGGAGGGAAGAUCCAUUGCAACCUCCCAAACAUCGCUAGACUCAUCGGUGUCUACUACGACCCUUACCAACACCAGAAAGAACCGCCGUACCCGUAAAAACCGGAAUAAAGACAAUAAGGAGCCUCCAAAACCGAAAGUUUCACCACAUACUGUAAUUGGAUUGGUGGGUGUCAUGGCAUUCUGUCUUAUCGCCAUGUCUGCUCUCUACAUUCUCGAUUGGCACAACCGCAACUUUGGAUAUACCCACGUCACCACCACUACCCCAUCAACCAAAGAAGGACCAGGAAAUGUUGUCAUCCCUCUGGACCACUACGUUCCCUUACAACAGCCCGAUGCCCCUCCGGUUGCUCCGUUUUGUCCCCUUGAAAAAUGUCGAGAAUACUGCUGCGCCGAAUAUGACCAAGACCACGCCGAGCUGGAAGUGUCCGAAUACGACGCUGCCAACGCUGAAGAGAAUGAUUAUGCAUUCAAAGCAGAAACUCGAUCCGACUUCCAUCUCACAGGAUUUGGAAACGACGUCUAUAUCACCCUUCCAGAGACAGGAUUGAAGAUUGACGAACGUUACUGUAUUGAGAAGAGCUGCGUGAAGAAGCAGAAGGUGUACAGCUUGUUCAUUCCAGUCACCCGAUACAUGCCAAAGUUCUCGUUGGAAGUUAAUAUUGUUGCUCCAAAAUCCAAAGUCAUCAACAACUGCGGAUACAUUCCGGAGUUUGACAACAGAAAGUGCGACGACCAUCUUCAUCCAGAACGUGCCGCAACCGACAAUCCAAUUUCCGAGAAGCAAUUCGAGGGCACAUAUUUUGUCACCGCUGGACAAUGGAUGCAAUCCGCCUAUCGUUACCGCAUCGGACCAAGUUAUGAACUCUGCAACAUCGAAAGCAACACAUUUGGAGGAUUCUACGAGGAAUACAAUCUCAUUUUCUACCGCGCGUGCAAUAGACCAAAUGCGACUGCU
Messenger RNA from Caenorhabditis briggsae, 2589 nucleotides. Gene Ontology annotation, biological process: positive regulation of DNA-templated transcription; protein autoprocessing. The record is from RefSeq and is a predicted model, not a curated record. Gene Ontology annotation, cellular component: endoplasmic reticulum membrane; nucleus. The annotation marks the transcript as partial. NCBI's taxonomy places the organism in Eukaryota, Metazoa, Nematoda, Chromadorea, Rhabditida, Rhabditidae. The transcript is spliced from 7 exons. Gene Ontology annotation, molecular function: DNA-binding transcription factor activity; sequence-specific DNA binding.